Molecule: messenger RNA, 923 nt
Organism: Guillardia theta CCMP2712
Lineage: Eukaryota; Cryptophyceae; Pyrenomonadales; Geminigeraceae
Exons: 1
Coding region: 177-923 (248 amino acids)
Biological process (GO): lipid homeostasis; triglyceride catabolic process
Cellular component (GO): membrane; lipid droplet; cytoplasm
Molecular function (GO): triacylglycerol lipase activity
Source: RefSeq, a predicted model, not a curated record
AGACGAGGAUCGAACGGGAAUCCAGCCAGCAUUGUCAGCUCCGAGGAUAGGCUUGUGUGAGGGACGCGUCCGAGUGUAGCGAGGAAUCAAAGGAAGACCCAUGCGGUGUCGGAGGUCGUCUGGCAUUCUUGGCUGGUCCGAUAGGUGACAAGAGGGAGAGCCUGGUCUCUUCGGCCAUGUCUUUCAUCCCAGAGCCUCCUCGCCUCGGGCCCAACAUCGCAAACAUCACAGCGCAUGGGGUGAUUCCUGUUCUCAUCCCCCCCCGCCCUGUCGCCCAUGCGCUGCCAGAGGUGAUGGUGAUGACGACGAGCUCUGUAACCUCCACGCAGAGCGGAGGGACACAGGCAGCAAGGACAAGGAAGGAGCUGCCUGAGUCGAUCAGCUUUGAAGGAUGCGGAGCAGCAGUGAGUUUUCACCUGGGAGUUUACGAGGCCGUUUGUCGCCUCUACGGCAGGGACACGCUGCAGCAUCGAAGAAUCAGGUACGUUGGAACCUCUUCGGGCGCCAUCGCUGCUCUAGUCGCCGCACUGGGGCUGGAGGCGGAGCCGUGGAUGCGACGGAUGGCUCACCUGUGGGAGCCCAUGGGCCAGUGCUGCUUCGGUCUGCUGCAAGUGGACAAGUACGUGGAGCUCGCUCUCGAUGAGAUCCUGGAGAGCUUCGGCAAGAAUGCCUACAUGCACCUCAGAGACAGGCUCUUCGUCUCUGUCACAAAAUUCUUCAGCAGAAACACGAUGAUUAGCAUGUGGGAAUCCAACAAUCACGUGAAAGAUGUCAUCUUAGCGUCUUGUUUCAUCCCGGUCGCAAUGCUCCGACCAGUUCGAAUCGGUUCUUUCUUUGUGAUUGAUGGCGGAUUUUCUCUCAACUGCCCGAGAUUAAAUCCCAAGACGUGUUUGGUUUCUCCCACCAGGUUUUUUCAUUCUUAA